This is a messenger RNA of Parasteatoda tepidariorum (common house spider), 1292 nucleotides long. Lineage: Eukaryota; Metazoa; Arthropoda; Arachnida; Araneae; Theridiidae. The record is from RefSeq and is a predicted model, not a curated record.
UUGCGAUGAGCAGCAGAAAGAGGCGUCUGUAUAAAUAAGAUUUCAAAAUCAGCUUUUAAUCAGUUUUCUCACAAUAAAUGACUAGAAAUACCCGACUCAGUUAAAACAAUAGUGCAGACAGAUUUUAAUAAUUCAUUACAUCAAAACUGCAAUAAAAAGAUAACGUUCAUCAUAAUAUUAAUCGUACAAUGAAUGUACACAAAAGAUCAUACUAGUUAAGUGAGAUGACCCUGCUUAUUAUUAAACGUAUUGAUCUUUAUAUUUCUUUUCAUAUCCGGGUAUAAAUCAAAAAUUUGAAUGUUGUCUGAAUGAUAAGUAAUUAUCAUAAAUCAUACAGAUUCGAUUCUGUAGGAUUUCAUGAAUAUUGGAUCAAUGAGACGUUUAUAAACGUUUAGCAGUCGAAUGUUUUUAUGAAGCAAACUUUCUAUCAUUAUUUCGCUGAUACGCUUUCAGGACAAUAUGCCGAAAAAAGUCGCUGUUGUAACUGGAAGUAACAAGGGUAUAGGAUUUGCGACUGUAAAGGCGCUUUGUUCGAAAUUUGAUGGGGAUGUCAUAUUAACAGCAAGAGAUGAAUCUCGCGGAUGGACAGCGGUGAAAACUCUUGAAGCUGAUAACUUGUAUCCUAAGUUUCACUUGCUUGAUAUAACUUGUGCAAAAAGUAUCAAAAGAUUGGCCUCUUUUCUGAAACAUGAAUAUGGCGGUUUGGAUAUUUUGGUAAACAAUGCUGCAAUAGGUUACUUGCCAGGGGAUUCAACACCCAUGCUCGAGCAAGCAACAAAAACAAUCAAUGUAAAUGUUUUCGGGACUAUAAAUGUUUGCAAAGAGAUGUUUCCUCUGCUAAGACAACAUGCAAGGAUAGUAAACCUGAGCAGUUCAACAGGUCAACUGUCAAAUAUAUCCAAUGAUGUACUUCGAGCUAAGUUCUUAGCUGCGGACACAGAGGAAGAUAUUUACGUCUUGAUGGAAGAAUAUAUUAAAGACGUUAAGAAUGGAGUGUAUGAAGAAAACGGCUGGGGAAGCAUUUCUUAUCAAAUAUCGAAGAUAGCAAUUACCGCUCUGACUUUUAUUCAGCAUCGACGCUUCAUGGAACAUCCAGAACAGGACAUCAUCGUGAACGCAGUUCACCCCGGUCGUACCAGAACGGAUCUGGUAAAGAAUGACGGUCCCUUAACACCAGAUCAAGGAGCCAUUGUUCCUGUUUACUGUGCCCUUUUACCGCCAAAUAUCACAAUUCCACGAGGACAAUUUGUAUGGUGUGAUAAAAGUAUUAAAAAUUGGAUUUAAAAAAUGAA